Molecule: messenger RNA, 1067 nt
Organism: Aplosporella prunicola CBS 121167
Lineage: Eukaryota; Fungi; Ascomycota; Dothideomycetes; Botryosphaeriales; Aplosporellaceae
Exons: 1
Coding region: 182-1006 (274 amino acids)
Source: RefSeq, a predicted model, not a curated record
AAGCGGGCGGCCCAGUCCCAUGGCCUUCAGCGCAUCAGGGGCAGCAAUGUCAACGGGCACUCUCGAUCGACGCGGCUGAGCUAAUAUAAGAAGCAUCACGCAAGGGAUUGCCAGCCCGCCGGGUCUGCCCGUGAGCUCGACUGCCCGCGAACGACGAUGACGACGACGACGACAACCGCCUAUGCAUGCCCGUCGUCACGUCGUCGCGGCCAGGUGGAGCAAGGGCGGCGCCAUCGUCCAUGUCGUCCAUGCCGCCGUGCGCCGGGCCUCGUGGCACGGGUGCGUAGUGGUGGUGGAUGAUGAUGAUGAUAGAGACAGCCAGACUGACGGACGCCCGGCCGGCCGGCGCGACGGCUAUGAGAACGCGAGAGAGAGAGAGAGAGAGAGAGAGAGAGUAAGGUGGGCGAAAAAGAAACGACUCACUCUAUUCCAUGCUCCAGCCAUGCACCGGCUUCCAAUGGCGGGCGGAGAGAUCAGGGCCAUCAUCCAGCUGAGCCAUACGAGCCCUUUGCACGGCCUUCUUCAUCCACGCCCGAGCGCUACUACCAGGCGCCCGCUGAUAUAUCCCUUCCCUCACUCCCCGCUGCUGUGCUGCCCAGCGACUGGCUUCUUGUCCCGCAGCCCUGGCUACCUACCUACCUACUCUCUCUCUCUCUCUUUCUCUCUCUCUCGUCCCCGGCCUUCACCUCCAAAACACAUUGACAUUCUGCUUCUCAAACUUCACAUAUCUUCGCAUCCACGUCCGGCGCCUCCGGAUUGUGACUCAGCGCUUUGGCCUUUCGCGGGGAAAGCAUUCCAAGAUUCUCAGCUCAGCCCCUCCUGGGGUUACUCUGCCACCUGCCUGCCGCCCGUCGGCUCAGCCCGCCCGCGCGCCUUGGCGCCUCGCACAUCCCUCCCGCCGCCCACUCCCCGGUUUCUACGUUCCCAAGAGGCAAGCCUCCCCCGGCAGAGCCGCAUCGGGCUCCCGUCUGUCAUUGCCACGUCCCUGGAUCAGCUCGUGGGCUGACUCAAGGAAAGCUUACAGCUGACUGUGUAAGUAUUCAUGCCAUAGCCUGCACUGCACCACC